AUGUCCGGCCUGGAAGCAAGCCCAGCUGCAGUUGCAGGGUCUCGAUAUGCUGCUCAUCAGCUUCUGGGACCGGAACUGCAACUUCAAAGAGAUGCGAAAACUCCACCACCAGGUAAUUAUAAAGAAGAAAGGAAUGACCCUGAUUCUGCCACCACAAGUAGUUCAGGUGCUGGUGGGUCUUCCUCUGGACGCAGGCCUCGCGGCCGUCCUUCUGGUUCAAAGAACAAGGCCAAGCCCCCGAUAAUCAUUUCUCAGGACACCCCAAAUGCUUUAAGAUCUCAUCUACUUGAAAUAUCCCCGGGUUCAGACAUAGUUGAGUCACUGUCAAACUAUGCAAGGCGCCGCGCCCAUGGAGUUUGCAUUCUUAGCGGAAGCGGAGCGGUCACAAACGUAACUUUGAGACAGCCAGGUGGCGGGAGUACUAGUGCUGCUGUGAUAACGCUGCACGGAAGGUUUGAGAUUUUGUCCCUAACUGGGACAUCACUGCCACCACCAGCACCACCUGGAGCAGGCGGUCUUUCUAUAUUUCUUGCAGGAGGACAGGGACAGGUAGUGGGAGGAUGUGUGGUGGGGCCUUUGAUGGCUUCAGGUCCUGUGGUUUUGGUAGCAGCAACCUUCGCAAAUGCAGUGUAUGAUAGGUUACCAUUGGAGGAGGAUCAAGAGUCAGUACCAGCAGUACAGGUGCAUCAGCCAACAGCCUCACAGUCGUCGGGAGUGACCGGAUCAGGUGGGGGGCAGCGGGGUGAUGGUGGUAACGACGGGAGUAUUGGCGGUGGAGGCGUACCUUUUUAUAAUUUGGGAGUGAACGGUAUGGGGAGCUACCCUUUUGCCGGUCCUGGCCACGGAGAUGCUUUUGCUUGGAGUGGUGCUAGUAAUUCAGCUGGCUUCCAUUUUAAAUGA
Molecule: messenger RNA, 900 nt
Organism: Dovyalis caffra
Lineage: Eukaryota; Viridiplantae; Streptophyta; Magnoliopsida; Malpighiales; Salicaceae
Source: the annotation of a GenBank genome assembly